Cherax quadricarinatus is the source of this 428-nucleotide messenger RNA. Lineage: Eukaryota; Metazoa; Arthropoda; Malacostraca; Decapoda; Parastacidae. The record is from RefSeq and is a predicted model, not a curated record.
GUAAGGCUGGUGACUCACAGAAGGGAACGUCGCUCCGGGAAGCGAUGCGUCAGUGGGAGGAGAACACGGGGGAGAAAGCCUCAGAUGCCGUAGAAGUCAAGCUUAUUGGCCUCUACCCUCCCAUAGAGAAGCUGGACUCUUCACUCCAGGCUCUGGUCAACUGCGAGAAGCUGAGCUUGUCAACCAACAUGAUUGAGAAGCUGAGUCACCUUAACAACCUCCGCUGCCUCAAGAUCCUUAGCCUGGGCAGGAACAACAUCAAGAACUUUACUGGCCUGGUGAGCAGCACCUCAUGCAGCGGCAACAGCAGCACCUCAGCAUUAGAAAUCUGCCGUACGAAAACGAUUGAAGACUCUAAACUCAAUGCUGACCAUUACUUAACUCAGUGCUGUACCUAUCUUAACUUCCGUGCUGACCCUAUACAUUAA